GCCUCUUCCGUUCAGUUGCGCUAAAAUGCUGAAAGAGCCCGUGUAACCGAAGCCGUCUCGCAGUGUUCGUGUUUUGCGCCGCAGAGAAACAUCGGAGAAAAUUAUAUUAAAACGGGCUGUCCACUACGGCAAAGCGGGUCGCGCGCAGUUUAACCCUGAACCGGACCCGACUCACCGAGCCGCGGGCAACCUCACCAAAGAACACAGCUGGGAGAGGACAGAGAAAACAACGCUGCUUUGCGCACCUGGAGGCAGAGGAGAUUGCUAACCUGUCACAGCUCGGAGUGUAGUUAGUAACUGUGCACACAUCUCUGGAAGCACAUGGUUAACUUAAAUACAUAGCCGUUCGCUCCAAUGUUGACAAUGAACAUUGUGAGCAGCGUUGAUUAGACUAUGCCACAUUGUGAAAUUGAACGCGUCUUCUUACAAUAAUGGGAAAGGCUAUGCCUGGGUAAUUAUCGGAAUCAGUGACGUGAAACAUGCUUGCAUUACGGGGAACUCUGACAACCUGUGCACGGAGCUGUUCUGCGCGUUCAGAAUGGUAACACCUUGAUUAUAUUUUUAAAGCAAGAGAAACACCGAACAAUCACACAUUCCACUGCUUCGGACUGCGGAAAAACGACUUGACUACUGUCCAGAAUCAACGCUUUUGUGAUUAACCGCGCAAAGAAUAUUGAUGGAGCUGGAAAACAUUGUGGCAAAUACCGUACUACUGAAGGCAAGAGAAGGUGAAGGAGGGAAACGAAAAGGAAGGAGCAAGAAAUGGAGAGAAAUGCUGCGUUUCCCUCACAUCUCACAAUGCAUUGAGCUGAAGAACAGUAUUGAGCGGGAUUACUUCAGCCUUUGUGAGAAGCAGCCGAUUGGAAGAGAGCUUUUCCGCCUCUUCUGUGAGACCAGACCAGAGCUUUCAUGCUGCAUUCAUCUACUGGAUGCCAUGGAAAACUACGAGGUGAUGCCAGAUGAGAAGAGGAGAAACUGCGGUGAGGAAAUAAUCAAGCAGUUUCUCACCAAGCAGUCCUCUGAGUGUGUUCCUGAGGUGGCUGAUAGCUACGGUCAGACGUGUGGAGAGAACCUGGAGAUCAGCCCCUGCAGGGACCUCUUCAGUGACUGCCGAAAGGCCCUUCAUGAGCACUUAAGUGGGGAGCCCUUCUCAGCCUAUCAGGAGAGCAUGUACUUUGACCGCUUUCUGCAGUGGAAGAUGCUCGAGAGACAGCCAGUCACGAAAGGCACAUUUCGCCAAUACCGUAUUCUCGGAAAGGGCGGGUUUGGUGAGGUGUGGGCGUGCCAGGUGAGGGCCACGGGGAAGAUGUAUGCCUGUAAGAAGUUGGAGAAGAAGAGGAUUAAAAAGAGAAAAGGGGAGGCGAUGGCCCUCAAUGAGAAGCAGAUUCUGGAGAAGGUCAACAGCAGGUUUGUGGUCAGCUUGGUCUACGCUUACCAAACCAAAGACCUCCUGUGUCUGGUGGUGACCAUCAUGAAUGGAGGGGACCUCAAGUUUCACAUCUACAACAUGGGCACGCCCGGGUUCGAGAAGGACAGGGUACUGUUCUACGCUGCAGAGAUCUGCUGUGGCCUUGAGCACCUGCAUAAGGAGUCCAUUGUCUACAGGGAUUUAAAACCAGAAAAUAUUCUUUUAGAUGACAACGGACACAUCCGGAUAUCUGACCUGGGUCUGGCCGUUAAAUUGCGGAAGGGGGACACUGUUCGAGGCCGCGUGGGGACUGUAGGAUAUAUGGCACCGGAGGUGAUCAAUAACGAGAGGUACGGCAUGAGCGCAGACUGGUGGGGGCUAGGCUGCCUAAUCUACGAGAUGACGGCUGGCCGCUCGCCCUUCCGGGCGCACCAGGAGCGUGUGAAGAGGGAGGAGGUGGAGAAGAGGGUGAGGGAGCAGGCGGAGGAGUACAAUGAUAAGUUCAGCGAGGACAGUAAAUCCAUCUGCAGAAUGCUGUUAGCUAAAGAUCCGGAGCAGAGGUUGGGGUGCGGAUCCGAUGGGGUGUUGGAACUGAAGGCUCAUAGUUUCUUCAGAAGUAUCAACUUCAAGAGGCUGGAGGCAGGGAUCCUGAAGCCAUCAUUUGUGCCAGAUCCCAGAGCAGUCUACUGCAAAGACGUACUGGACAUUGAGCAGUUCUCCACCGUCAAGGGUGUCAACCUGGACCAAACCGACUGUGAUUUCUAUGCCAAAUUCUCCACCGGCUGCAUCUCCAUUCCCUGGCAGAAUGAGAUGAUCGAGACAGAGUGCUUUAAGGAACUGAACGUGUUUGGGCCCGACGGCUCCCGGCCCCCAGAUCUGGUUUGGAACCCCGCCCCCGCCCCCGAGCCCCCACGACGCAGCCUGCUGGAUCGCAUCUUCAAGAGACAACCUUCAGAGAAGACCAUCCGUUAUAGCCAAAUGUCUUCCAGCAUGAAUUCUGUGGACUCCUUAAUAAACUGAGCCCCCUAGUGGCAGUGUGGUACGUUGGACUGUUCCACUGAAGGGGCCCACACAGCAGGGAGUCUCUACAUGAGCACUGACCAAAACACUGACCAAAUCUGUGGAUUUACGAGAAUGUGUAACUAGGACUGUUGAGUAAAUGUAGUCUCGAAGUCCACCCUCAGGACUGCUGGAGCAAAGAGGACCCCACGGCAAGGGGGCGGGUCAAAUAUCAAAAACAAUUCCAGGGGACUUAUUUUCAAUGAAGGACCACUGCAGGGAAACUAGUCCAUGUCUUUGUUGUUGCAGUUAUUGUUAAUGUACUUAACACUCUCAUACAUGUGCACACACACUCGCCAGUCCCCAGUCACCACAUAAUGCUUUGUGGUGUGCAAGCUCAGGCCAACAAUUGCUCUUAAAAUGUAGUUUUUAAUUUGUUUGCUAUAAUUUUAGUCAUAAUUGUGUGUGUGGAGUGUGUGAUUAAGUUUUAAUUGUGUUUUAAACAAUUUUAGUUUAAUUUUUAGUAAAGCUGAGGAACUAACAUUUAGGGUGUUAACUGGAAAAUAUAGCUAAUGCUUAAAAAAAUACCAGACACAACUAAGCUGUGAAUAUAACCUGAAGCAUCAACAGUACAACCAGUGAAGCAGCACAACCAACGAAGCACGUACAGUCCCCACUACACUGCGCUGACUUUCCCAUCAGCAUUGCUGGCAUUGAGAGGUCCUGUCUGAAGAUCAGACAUUCAGCAGACAUUUCUGGCCAGCAAUAUGAUAUGUGCAGUAGAAAAAAUAAUAAUUUGUGAUAUUCGUCUUCAGAAAUUCAAGGCGUUGCAUUGUUGUAUUUGUCAAAACUACUACUUAAAUGGCCUCUUUGGCAGUUAACUCGAGAGCAUCCUGCUCCAUUCAUCCAACAAGACAAUUUUUAGUGUUCUUUUAAAAUGUACAUUUUUUUACAGUGUUUGUUGGGUGAAGAAGAAAACAAGAUCCAAACAAUCUUCUUUGCCCCUGUUUCAGUGGUGUAUCAGUACUGUAACUUAUUUUCUUUCUUUUUUUCUUUUUGUUCAAGAGACUACACAGGAUAGGAAAUGUUUGUUUCCGUUGCUCACCCACGAUGCAGUACACAAAGCCCCACAUUAGUUCAGUAGGGAACAAUAUUGGUAUGGAAUAUACUGUAGACAUAGAGGCUGCAUUUUCAAUUAAAAAUAAGAAAUAAAAAGUGCACAUGUAUAUAGACAUACAUAUUAAAAUAUGUUGGGUAAACGCUGUGGCUGGCCUGCGACAACCUAAAAGGAAGUAAUCAUCUAAUUACACUGUGCUCCAGAUACCCUUUAGCAUGUACUAGCGCUGUAGUGCAUUUCAUUUUUAGCUGUGCUCCAGAUACCAUUUAGCAUGUACUAGCACUGUUAGCUACAGUGAAUUUCAUUUUCUGCUGUGCUCCAGACAUCCUUUGACAUGUACUAGCACUGUUAGCUACAGUGCAUUUCAGUUUUCAGCUGUGCUCCAUAUACCCUUUAGCAUGUACUAGCACUGUUAGCGACAGUGCAUUUCAUUUUCUGCUGUGCUCCAGACAUCCUUUAGCAUGUACUAGCACUGUUAGCUACAGUGCAUUUCAGUUUUCAGCUGUGCUCUAGAUACCCUUUAGCAUGCACUAGCAUUUUUACCUACAGUGUAUUUCAUUUUCAGCUGUGCUCCAGAUACCCUUGCAUGCACUAGCACGGUUAGCUAUGGUGCUUUUCGUUUUCAGCUUAGACCAAAAGAUGCUUAUUGCAAUACUCCAAAUGUCCAGUAUAAGGUAGCAUUUCUGCAAUACCAUAUGUCUGAUACAAAUAUUUAUAAAACUCUAGAAAAGUGCCUCCUUUUUCAGGUAAGACUGGAUUUCCAUUAUAAAAAAACGCACCAGUUCA
Messenger RNA from Anguilla anguilla (European eel), 4310 nucleotides. RefSeq names its product G protein-coupled receptor kinase 5-like. NCBI's taxonomy places the organism in Eukaryota, Metazoa, Chordata, Actinopteri, Anguilliformes, Anguillidae. The transcript has 16 exons. Gene Ontology annotation, biological process: protein phosphorylation; signal transduction; regulation of signal transduction. Gene Ontology annotation, cellular component: cytoplasm. The coding region runs from base 677 to 2428 and encodes 583 amino acids. The record is from RefSeq and is a predicted model, not a curated record. Gene Ontology annotation, molecular function: G protein-coupled receptor kinase activity; ATP binding.